AUGGCCAUUCUUCUCCUACCCAUGGUUUCCUUUGCGACCAAAGAGAAACAAGAGCGCUUUUUCUCCCUUCUUCAAAGCGUGGCCGAAGAAAGCUGGACGGACGAACCAGGCUGUCUCGGCUACUGCUGGUUGGUUUCUGCCGUGCCAGCAGAGCUGCGCGUUUGUGGAUUUGAGCUCUAUGCGAACCCAGCGGCCUUGACAGAGACCCAUCGAGCUGGCACGGCCUACAGAAGGUUCAAAACGGCUCUCAUGCAGGAGGAACUCGCACCUCCUCCCACGCGCGACGACCUGAGAUUUUGGUGUCCCUUGCAAGAACAUAGCCCAGAACUGAACAAAUCUCCCGGUGAAGAUACCCCGUUGACUUUCUUGGUGAGCAGAUAUCAGCUGGACAGCUCGGAGAGACGAGAGGCAUUGCUGAAGGACUUGGAAAGGGAGCACAGAGAAGCUCAAAGCACCACUUCCGCAACACGCAUUGUUGCCACAGCCCCUGACAGUUAUGACGUGGUCAUGGUACACAUUGCACACUCUACCGCGCUGGAUGAUUUACGUUGCAAGAUGAUUGAGGAACAGCUUAAGUAUGUGAACGAGGAUGCUUCCAUGGUCGGCCGAGUAUUUACUUAUGCGGUCUCACAGGAUGCGAGACAUGGGGGUGCCAGAGAUUUGCCAUCUGUGGCAAACAUCUGCAGUCUCAUUUCUUCGUGGAAAUUCAGCGAAAGAAAGUUAAAGCGGAGCCUCAGGCGCAGAAUGGACGUGAACAUCAAUGAAGUGCGGGGUACCGGGGGCGAAUCAAUAGAUGUUAUGGGUGCUGUCAGUAGUGCGAGAGUACCCCGACUUAACCCUCGGCCCCCGGCUCACAGCCUAGGGUUCCCCGAGCUCGUUAUUAGGUAA
Molecule: messenger RNA, 888 nt
Organism: Exophiala mesophila
Lineage: Eukaryota; Fungi; Ascomycota; Eurotiomycetes; Chaetothyriales; Herpotrichiellaceae
Exons: 2
Coding region: 1-888 (295 amino acids)
Source: RefSeq, a predicted model, not a curated record